UUUAUCGUUCGAUAAUUAUGGGCUGAUGAUAGUAGGGCGAUUUCUUGAAACUGAAACAUAAUUCUUGAUAUUUGUGUUUGGUAGUAAUGGAGCUCACUGCUAAAAGUUUUGGGAAGUCACUUCCAACUGAUGUCUGGGAUGAAAAGAUUUUGAUCAAAUCUUAUAACGAAUGCGUAAAAGUUACGAACGAAGAUAUAGCAAAAAAUAUUGCUAGAAAUACUAAUAUAAAAAUAAUGGGCGAUUUCAAUGAAGCUGUCGGUAUUAGCGUCGGUGACUAUGUACGAGCCAUAUAUGAAAAUGAUGGUUGUGACUAUGAAGCGAAAAUAAUUUCGGUGAACAAAGCAAGUGGAACCUGUGUAGUAAAAUACAUUGGAUACGACAAUGAGCAAACGGUCAAUUUGAAGGAUCUCGUUCCUACUUGGGGGAAGAAGGCACGCCGUUUGCAGUUUGAACAAGCUAUUAACAGUACAAAUAACUAUCACAGUGAUAAAAGGCCAGAUAUAGGUCACUCUAAAGAAAAUAGUUUUAUUAAAGUUCCCCCACCUCCACCAGUACCCCCAAUGUUAACUCAAAAUGUAAGCGGUUCAGAACAUUUGUCUGCAAUGUUAAUGUCAUGGUAUAUGAGUGGUUAUUAUACGGGUAUAUAUGAAGGAAUACAAAUUAGAAAUUCAAAGAGGAAUUCUAAAACUUGAUUUAAUUGUAAUAAAAAUUUAGUUUUUCUUAGCAACCGAUUUAA
Anastrepha obliqua is the source of this 736-nucleotide messenger RNA. It is a transcript of the gene Smn, whose product is annotated as survival motor neuron protein. Gene Ontology annotation, biological process: mRNA processing. Gene Ontology annotation, molecular function: RNA binding. Gene Ontology annotation, cellular component: nucleus; cytoplasm. The transcript has a single exon. Lineage: Eukaryota; Metazoa; Arthropoda; Insecta; Diptera; Tephritidae. The record is from RefSeq and is a predicted model, not a curated record. The coding region runs from base 87 to 692 and encodes 201 amino acids.